CAAGAGGGCACCACUUUAGAUCCAUAGAGCUUUAGAUCCAUGGCCCGCCAUUUGAGAGUCCGCCAGAGUCUGGCAGUGGCCUGAAAGCACCCGGGUGGAUGCAUCGGCUUCGAAGACCCUUGCUGCUGUGCUGCACGGGCCUUUGGGUGAGCCUUUGGCCCUUGUGCCGUGGGCAACGCUUCACCUGUGAGACCGCCAGCUGCGCCAGACACGAUGUUUGGGAGCCGGUGCCCUUUGCGAACUCCACAGAAGUUUGCCAAGAUGCUCAGCUGAGAGCCUUAGAUGAGUUUGUAAGCAUCUUCCCUCAACAAUGUCGUGAAUGGGCUGCAGCAGGCAUGGGUCCCUGGGGUGACUGUCGAAAGAAAUACUGCGAAGUCUUGGGGCAUCUGGCUGGGAAUCUGUCACAUCAAGGCAGCAACCUCUAUUACGGAGGUGACGAAUGUCGACCACUGGUCAACUUCAACCAAACGCUUUGUGAAACCUCCUACCGGGAUGCCGAAGGCUUCUGCGAGUGCCUUUGUCCGACCAUGGGCCAUCUCCAAAUUCCAAGGGUUGGAGCCUGUGAGGAAAAGAUCAUGAAGUUCUUGUUCCUGGGACGUCGAGGCUAUGAACUCAGCCAGAAGUAUGCCCUGAGUGGCUACUGCUCGGACUUCAUUUGCGAGUACUUCGGGAAGGUGGGCGAGCCCAAUCCGCCAUACCCGGUCGCGGGGAUUCCUCCGAUCUGCAAGACCUACGACUUGCCAUGGCGCUUGUACAGCUGCAUCGAACUGCUUUCCAGGAAGAAUUACACGCCAGAACCUUGGCUGACCCCCUAUCCGGCAGACAGCAUUCUAGAGUGCACCGAUGCUACGACACAUGAAGUGGACAUUCGACAUAUCGACACCUGGGGCGUUUGUGGCAAUCACAAAUUUCGAUGGCGAUGCCCUCAAGGCUUCCCUAUCAUGUGUCGUGACCCCUAUGGCUGCUCGGGCGAUCAUUGUUGCGAAGAAACGGUCGACAUGUGUCCCCUGGGCGAACGGGUGGCCUCCACGUUUCUGGCCAUUGAGCUGCCCGAGUGGAGGGGGCUUUGGCCACCGGACUGGAUUGCAGCUUUAGGACCGACCACGACCUUGGGCGCCUACGACAGGUUUAAGCAGAAUCUCAGGACAACCACUGGAGGCCCCAGCUUCGCCCAACAAAUUGCGGAUUACGCUUGGGCAGGGACUGCGGUCCUAGUGGCCAUUGGGAUGACCUGCUCAUGUUUGGCUUGCUACUACAUGGGUGUCAUCAAUACCACCUACGUGCGGAAGGUGGUGCUCGGCCCUGCCCGGCUCUUGAACGCCUACCAGGCAGAUCCUGUGACCUUCUUCGCCUCUGGAAAGCUCCCGAGGGACAAGAAGCGAGAGGCUCCGCUUCCACCCAUGAGACCUGCGCAUGAGAUCGAAGAAGAACGAAAAGACAAGGAAGCAGUGGCAGCCUUGGGGGAUGCCUGGGAUUUGGCCACGCUCAAGGGCAUGCGACAUCUCAUCGACGCCCAUGGCGACCCGGAUCCGCUCCAGGCCAAGUUGUUGCGGGAUGCCAUCCGUAUCGCAAGGGCCAGAGGCUUACAGGCCAGAAAUCCUGUGGCUGAUCUCCUGGAGAAGGGAGAGCGAUGGCUUUCAACCUUGGAAGCUGAGAAGGAGCUGUUGAAGGCGGUGGAGGAAGCACGACCGGAUUUGAGAUGGGCUUCACAAGUGAGGCUCACUCAGCCGCCAGUGCUGGGGAAGCCAUGGCAUGCAACCACUCAAAGCAAAGCAGCUGAAGCGCAGGUGCGCAGGACCGGUUGGACGCACAUCGAAGGUCUAAGGGCUGCAGUGCAGGCUGCAAGAGGCAGAGACAUCUCCGAGUCCCACAUGAAUGAGGCAGAGGUGCUGCUCCAGGCCCUAGUGGCACGCACUCACGAGCUGCCUGCAGACCGAUGUGUGUUGGAUCCCGAUGGCUUCGGGGUGAAGCUGCUGCCCAGGGGCCAACACCGGGCUGUGUGGCCAGUCACAGGUGAUUCCUACACCUUCAACGAAGGGGCCAAGUUUGGAGGCGAAAUGGGCGUGGACGUGUCGGCUCCGAAAGAGCUCCUGGGUGACGCGGCCACGGAAGAUGCGCGGCCGGUGUGUGCUGAGUGGGCCAAAAAAUCCACCUGCAAAGCAGGACGUGAUUGCCCAUGGCGACACUGCAAACCACAGGUCGGAGACUCCAUCCGAGAGUGCAUACUUUUCGACAUGUGAGCUGCGAGUUCCGGGUCUGGGUCAGGGGAGUCAGUUCGAUCCAAUCGGAUCCAAAAAAAAAUUACUAAAAAGGAUCAACUCAGCAUGUCAUAGACGGCAACAGGGUAAAUUCAAACGGU
Durusdinium trenchii is the source of this 2359-nucleotide messenger RNA. The record is from the annotation of a GenBank genome assembly. Lineage: Eukaryota; Dinophyceae; Suessiales; Symbiodiniaceae.